Molecule: messenger RNA, 2852 nt
Organism: Rana temporaria (common frog)
Lineage: Eukaryota; Metazoa; Chordata; Amphibia; Anura; Ranidae
Gene: TARS2
Product: threonyl-tRNA synthetase 2, mitochondrial
Exons: 19
Coding region: 68-2257 (729 amino acids)
Biological process (GO): threonyl-tRNA aminoacylation
Cellular component (GO): cytoplasm
Molecular function (GO): ATP binding; threonine-tRNA ligase activity
Source: RefSeq, a predicted model, not a curated record
CUUGGGGCUGUCAGGAGGGCGUGUCCUGAGUGUCAUGGCUGCUGUGUGUGGAGCACGCUGACUGGUGAUGAGGAUUAUGAAGCUGCUGGGGCUGGUGAAGAGGAGCUCUGUCAUUGAACACAAGGCUUUCCUGGCUGCCUGCUGUAGGUGUUCCAGGGAUGGGUCUCCUGCAGCACACAAUGGGAGAUGGAAGCACAGUUCUGCUGAUAACAAUCACCCAGAAGUGCAGUACAAACCUCUGCCUGAAUUUAUCGGAGAGCGGCUGCAGUGCUUCGAAAAGCUGAGAGAAAGAUAUGAAGUCAGACUGGCAGAGAGGGUAAAGGAGACUCGUCCAAUCAGGAUCUCCAUACUGGAUGGGACUGGGGUGAGCGGACACUCGUGGCGAACAACUCCCUUUGACGUGGCGGUACAAACCAGGCCAGGCUCUAUACACAAUAUCAUAGGAGCCCGAGUAAAUGGAUCGCUUUAUGAUCUGAGCAGACCCCUGGAAGAAGACUCAGACAUUGAGUUCCUCACGUUUGACUCUCGUGAAGGGCAAGAUAUAUUUUGGCAUUCGAGUGCCCAUGUCCUCGGGGCAGCUCUGGAGCAGUUCUAUGGGGGCCUCUUGUGUCAUGGACCCAGUACAGAGAAUGGCUUUUUCUACGACAUCCACCUGUCCAGCAGUAAUGUACAGGGCGGUGACCUUCCCAGUCUGGAAGCCGUCUGCAGAGAUAUCGUUAAACAAAAACUUCCCUUCCAGCGGGUGGAAGUGACACGGGAAGACUUACUAGACCUGUUUAAGUACAACAAGUUUAAAUUACAAAUCAUUGAAGACAAAGUGGAGGCAACUACAAGUGUUUACAGGUGUGGAAAUCUGGUUGACCUCUGCCAGGGUCCUCAUGUCAGGCACACGGGGCAAAUUAAAGCCAUUAAACUUCUCAAGAACUCAUCAGCCUUCUGGAGAGGGGACCCCACACGGGAUACAUUACAGAGAGUGUAUGGGAUCUCCUUCCCUGACCGUAAACAGAUGACGGAGUGGGAGAGACUGCAAGAAGAGGCAGCCAGCCGUGACCAUCGCAAGAUAGGAAGGGAUCAGAAUUUAUUCUUCUUCCAUGAAUGCAGUCCAGGAAGCUGCUUCUUUCUACCCAGAGGAGCCCACAUCUACAACGUCCUGAUAGACUUCAUAAAGAAUGAGUACAGAAAUCGGGGGUUCACAGAGGUCAUUACCCCCAACAUGUAUAACAACAAGCUAUGGCAGCAGUCUGGACACUGGGAGCAUUAUGGGGAGCAUAUGUUCUCUUUCACUGUAGAAAACGAGACUUUCUCUCUGAAGCCGAUGAAUUGCCCCGGUCACUGCUUGAUGUUUGAUCACCGACCCCGUUCAUGGAGGGAACUUCCGCUAAGGUUGGCUGAUUUUGGGGUGCUGCACAGGAACGAACUCUCAGGGGCGCUAUCGGGGCUCACCCGUGUCCGUCGCUUCCAGCAAGAUGACGCCCACAUAUUUUGCUCCAUGGAUCAGCUGGAAUGUGAAAUUAAUGGCUGUCUGGAUUUCCUCCGUGCAGUGUACACAGUAUUUGGGUUUACAUUUAAACUGUUCCUCUCCACACGCCCUGAGCAGUACAUGGGGGAACUGGAGGUCUGGCAGAGGGCUGAAAUGGAGCUGGAGAAAAGUCUAAACAGUUUUGGUCUUCCUUGGGAGCUGAAUCCAGGAGAUGGAGCAUUUUAUGGUCCAAAGAUUGACAUCCAGAUUCAGGAUGCCAUGGGCCGCUACCAUCAGUGUGCCACCAUUCAACUUGACUUUCAGCUCCCCAUCCGCUUCAACCUCACAUACACAAGGAAAGAGGACGGCACAGCAGAGAGACCAGUCAUGAUCCAUCGUGCUAUACUUGGCUCUGUGGAGAGGAUGUUGGCUAUUCUGGCAGAGAAUUACGCCGGGAAGUGGCCGUUCUGGUUGUCACCAUUCCAGGUCAUGGUGAUACCUACAGGAGCCAGCACUGAGGAUUAUGCCAAGGAGGUACAACGGGUCAUGCAUGAGCACGGCUUCAUGGUGGACAUGGAUACGGACCAAGGUACCACCUUCAGCAAGAAAAUCCGCAAGGCUCAGCUGGCGCAGUACAAUUUCAUUCUUGUGGUUGGCGAUCGAGAGAAACAGAACGGCACAGUCAACGUACGGACCAGAGACAGCAAACAGCACGGGGAGCGCAGCCUAACAGAACUGGUCUCCAGACUAUCGGAACUGUGCGAGUCACGGGUCAGGAAUGCAGAAGAGGUUUUCUAACAUAUACUAUUUACAGAAAUGCAGAUUCUUUAAAUUCUUAUAAAGAAAUACAUUUCACCCAAACAUAUUCUGCAGGUUCAAAAUACUCGGCUCUGCUGGAAUGAAUAGAUCUAAGAAAACUGUGACAACAAAGCAUUGAGCUGUAUCAUUCUCUGCAAUAAACUGCCACUGAUGUUGGCAAAGAUGUCCCUGACCACUGAGAGUGGAUGGGGUGGUGCAUUGACGACCAGUCUGAGACUGGGGGGGGGGGGGCGGCACUGACAUCCCAACCAACGGCCUUAAAGUGUAAUUCUCAUCAAAUUAUAACAAAGGCUUAUUCUACUCCCACCCCCCAUUCUAGGACUAUUCUAUCUACUCUGUAAUAGUACAGAUGUGUAUAUUUACCUAUUCUGAAGCCACUCUGGUAUAGUCACAUGACCGGCCUCUUUGUAGAGGAGGGGUAGCUGACAAUGGCGUCCCCUUUCACACUAGGGCGCUUUGCAGGCGCUAUAAUGCUAAAAAUAGUGCCUGCAAAGCACCCUGAAAGAAUCGGCCCUGUCUCUCCAAUGUUAAAGCCCAGAGAGCUUUCACACUGGAGCGGUGCGCUAGCAGGACG